CGCCGCCGCCGCGAGCGGGAGGAGGAGGAGGAGGAGGAGGAAGGAGGGAGAGAAGAAGGGAAGGAGGGAGGCCGGUCCGGUGGCCCUCUCGGGUAGCCCCAGCGGCGAGGGAAAGAUGGCGACGCUGGGAGGCGAGUCGCAGCCCUUCCCCUCUGCUGCUCUGGCGGCGGCAGCCGGGGUGGGCGGCGGCGGCAGCGGCAGCGGAGCGCUGGGUCUGCAGGCGCCGCUGACCCGCGGUCUGGAGCGGGCGCUGGAGGAGGCGGCGCACUCCGGGGGGCUCAACCUGAGCGGCAGGAAGCUGAAGGAGUUCCCGCGCAGCGCCGCCGCCCUCAGCCACGACCUCUCCGACACGGUGCGGGCAGAUUUAUCCAAGAAUAGGUUAACUGAAGUUCCUACGGAGUUGUGCCAUUUUGUGUCACUGGAAACACUAAAUCUAUACCACAAUUGUAUCAAAGUUAUACCAGAUGCCAUAGUAAACUUACAAAUGCUAACUUACUUAAAUUUGAGUCGAAAUCAGCUUUCUUCUUUGCCAGCUUGCCUGUGUGGUCUUCCUCUAAAAGUCUUAAUUGCAAGUAACAAUAAGCUAGGUUCCCUUCCAGAAGAGAUAGGUCAGCUAAAACAGUUAAUGGAAUUGGAUGUCAGCUGUAAUGAAAUCACAGCUUUGCCCCAGCAGAUAGGCCAGCUGAAAUCUUUAAAAGAACUGAAUGUCAGAAGAAAUUACCUCGAAGUUUUACCCCAAGAACUAGUACAGCUUCCCUUGGUAAAGUUUGACUUUUCCUGCAAUAAAGUACUUGUGAUUCCAAUUUGUUUUAGAAAGAUGGUGCAGUUACAAGUAUUACUGCUUGAGAAUAAUCCUUUGCAAUCUCCACCAGCACAAAUUUGUACAAAGGGUAAGGUGCAUAUAUUCAAAUAUCUGACUGUGCAAGCAUGUCAGAUUAAAACAGCAGACUCGCUGUAUCUUAAUGCCAUUGAACCACAGCAUUUGCCACAACCUGUGGAAGAGAGCAUUGAUGACAUCUAUCCAAGUAAAAAGGACUCAGAUUCAGGUGUUGGUAGUGAUAAUGGUGAUAAACGUUUGUCAGCAACAGAGCCAUCUGAUGAAGAUACUAUCAGCUUUAAUGUUCCAAUGUCGGACAUUGUGGAAGAAGAUCAUAUUAUAAAGGAUGAUUCAGGUCACCAUGCUAACUCAAGAAAAGUGGAAUUCCAUCAAGGAUCUGCUCACACGUUUGUCAAUGAUAAGUCACGAGAAACAGGAAACCAGUUUGAUGAACAGGAUACUCUUACUACUGAAUUUAUGAGCUACAUUAAGAGCAGAGCAGCAGAGUGUGAUGAAUUACUGAGAAUAGAAGAGGACACGCAAUGGCAAGCAGACGAAAUAAUAAAUUUAUCAGAAGAACAAACUAUUGAUAUAGCAAUGAUAGAACAACUAAGAGAAGCUGUAGAUUUAUUACAGGAUUCCAACAGAUUAAGCAUGGGUAUUUCAGAGAUCAGUGCUGUGAAUCUGUAUCCUAUAGAACCAGCAACAGUUUUAGAAUUUCAUGAGUCUACAGUAAAUGGUCAAAUGCACAUGGACAUGUCUUCUCUUGGUCAGAGAGAAAAUGCUGAAGAGGAACUGGAAUUCCAGAGGAGGAGGGACUUGAUUAUGGAGAAAGCAAAGCCUGAAGCAAGACCUUGUGAACAGGGUGAAAAAUGGUCAUUGAGCCAGAAUGAUCUAAUUGUUUGGAACACAAGCGGGCAAACCUCUCACAAUGAGAAUAAGGAUAAAAGUCCAGCAAUGUCUCCUACUACAAACACCACAAUCCCUUUUGGCCUGAAGCCACGAUCAGACCCAUCCCUCAGUUUUCCUCCUAUCUCCUUCAACACACUUACACAGGCACAAACAUGGGACAACUUUAGCUACAGUAUCCCAUCUGAAGGAGACAGUGACAAUGUGUUCUUAAGACCACAAAGAAAUUUGGAAUCAAUAGACCCACAGUUCACAAUUCGAAGGAAAAUGGAGCAGAUGAGAGAAGAGAGAGAGCUUGUGGAGCAGCUACGUGAGAACAUAGAAACAAGGCUAAAGAUCUGUUUGCCCGAGGACCUGGGCUCGGCCCUGAUGGACGGCGUCGUUCUGUGCCAUUUAGUGAACCACGUCCGCCCUCGCUCUGUCGGCAGCAUUCAUGUGCCCUCACCAGCAGUACCUAAACUUAGCAUGGCCAAAUGCAGGAGAAACGUGGAAAACUUUUUGGAUGCAUGUAGAAAACUGGGGAUACCAGAGGCUGACCUCUGCUCUCCGUAUGACAUCCUGCAGUCGGAUAUUCGUCACAUUCGAAAGACUGUUGACACUCUGCUCGCCCUCGGGGAGAAACCCCCACAAUCAACUUCUACUUUUCGCUCCUGGGAUCUAUUAGGCUUUUGUCUUUUCCAUAUACUUUUUAUAGUCUUGAUGUAUAUAACUUAUCACUGGAAUUUGCUAACAGCAUAACCUGUUCGCAUGUGCGCACAAACUUUCUGCUUUGUCUCUGAAAAAUUACAGGAGAAGCUCUGCCUACCACAUCACAUCCUAGAAGAAAAGGGCUUGGUAAAAGUGAGCAUAACAGUUCAAGCAUUGCUAGAUGUAACCACAGUGAAACAAGCUUUAUUCACAUGAAACUACUCUCUCUGCUGUUACCAGCUACACUGUGCCAUGAACGAAUCAAAAAGCUGCCCAUUUUUACAAACUGCAUUGAAACAACUCCAGUACUCCAAGAGUAUUCUUGUGAUUUUAAACCCAUGUUUCAGGCUGUACAUAUGUGUCGAACUACAAAGCAGAAACUGAACAGAAACAUUUUCUAGAGGAAGUUGGCACUUCACUGCUUUUCUAGCUCACUUUGUACAGUACUUACUAAAACAACACCUCUCUGCCACUUAAAAUCGUGUGGAGUACACAGCUGUCUUGCAGCAAGAUACUUUGUAUUACUAAACUGAGAAUCACUGUAAUCACCUGGGGGGAGGGAGAAGGGAGAGUAAAUCAGACUGCUACCACCUUAGGUUUUUCUGCAGUUGCUUCAGGCUAUUGCCUUUUAAAAAUAUUCAGACAUUAAAUAUUUAUAUAAAUAUUAUUUAUUAGUGAGUUGUUAUUCAUCCUUUGGAUGCAAAAUGUAAAUUAGGAAACUGUAUUUUAUUACUGCUUUUUUUGUGGUUAAACACUUUAUUUUAAUAUAAAUACUUAGUUAUUUUUUAUUCUACUUGGUGUGCAGUAGCUCUAGAUCUCAGUAAAUUGUAUUUUCUAAUAUGUAAGAUAAAAAGCAAACAAAAUAGGUGCUUCUAUUAAAAGAACAGCUAGCUGGAAUGGCAUUCUUUAUUUCUUGAAUCUGUGGAACGUUGGUAAAAAAUUGUCUGCAUUCCAUUGAGUUUCCUACAUUCCAGUAACACCUCUCCCCUCACUAGAUAGACUAAAUUGGCUGAAAGUGAGAGCACACCCAUUUUAUUUGUAUAUAGAUGUUUAAAAACAAAAGGAAGUAUGUAAACUUGAAAAAUAAAUGUGAAAAAAUAUUUUUGAUUGCUUAUUUUGCUAUGCACAAGACAUUUAACUUUUGCCACAACAAAAUUAUUUAUGUGCAUUAGGAUCAUGUGUCUUGAAAUGUAAUUUUGCACUGUAACUUGACUUCUUUUAAAGAUUACAGCACUACAGAACAGUAAAAAAUAGCACAAGAAUGUUAACAAGAUUAACAGGUAGCCAAAAAAUUAAUUUGUUUUCUUCAGUGAUUCCUUCAAGAGGAGACAAAAUGACUGAAAUUGCCAAAGGCAGUCUCAAAGAGCUGAUCUUCCAGAUCCAGUCUGCCUGGGUACACUGCUUCCCUUUAAAAGUAUCCACAGAAUUAAGCACAAUGUUCUGUAGUGCACAUUUGCAGCACCAGACCUCUACUUCCACGUCAGCAAUAGGAAAUAAAAGUUCUUCUCCUUCUUACCACUUUACAUUUUUCAAAGAGGUUUUUAAAAGCAUACUUUAUUAUUAAGACAUGACUCAUUUUAGAUCAAAAAGUUCCAGCACAGCGAUUCUUCUGCUAUCUGGAACAUCCCAUUUUCAUUCACACAAGAAGCCAGUGAUGGGACUUGGGCAAGCAGGAUGGGGCAGCAGCAUGUGGUGAAAAGAGAAGCUGGCUGGGGACACACAAGCAGGGAGUUUGAAAUGUAGAGUGGCAAAAAAAAGAAGUAAGUGGUUGUGAGGACUAAAUAUUUAGGCAAGAGGAUGUGGAGAGAGCUGUUGUACGAAGGCUUUUGGGCAGAGUGAUGCAUACUUGUCACUGCCCCCUCCCGAGGCGCUGCCUUUAAACCCACCCACGUUCAGCAGCAGAUCUGCUGAGCUCAGACGGUGUCUGAACACAGAGCACACACUUCACCACCACCACUUGCUCCAGGGCUGGGAGGCAGUGACAGCAGCGUGUGAGGAGGAGCAGGAAAGGGGACUCGCAGACAAUGAGCCAGGCAGUAUGUAUGGAAUAUCCAGUUACUUCAACCAAAGCAAAACCAUUUAUUUUAUGGAGGGAACAUAGACUUAAAUUGUAAUUUGAUUGGCAGCUAGCAUAUUGUUUCCUAUAAAAUGUACUGUGCACUUUAACACUAAAUGAAAAUGUAUUUUAAUAUUUUACAGAGCUGCACAAAUAUCUGUUUUGUCAAAAAGCACGAGCAAUGUAAAGAAAAUAAGUUUUCAAGUCAGAGUUUAUCAAAUUUUAGAAGCAUUCAAGGAUCAAGUAUAAAAAUAGGAAUAUUGAUUUCUGCAUCUUGAGGGUAAAAAUGCAGGUUUCCUGAGUAUUUUUUUACAAUGUAUAUAUGGCAUCAUGAAGCUUUGUAAUUAUUAUUAUUUUGACAAAUCUUGUUUUUUCAUAAUUAAAAUUUUGUUUUCCUCCUGAUAGUGUCUUUCAGUAUUUGCUUGAAGUUGGCUGUAAAUAAAUAGCUCUAAGUAUUUUGUAAUACAGCUUUUUUUAUGCAGUCUUAACCUGUAUGGCUAAAAACAGAAUCUUCAUGAUCCUUUGUACAAUAUUUAUAUGUGCAAUAAAACAUGCAUGGCUAAUCUGUAAUACCCUCCACAGUGAACAUAAUGUAUAUAGAAAAUCUUUACUGUAGUUACAAUUAAACUAUAUUAUUUCCAGAAACCCUUUAA
Melospiza melodia melodia is the source of this 5122-nucleotide messenger RNA. RefSeq names its product leucine rich repeats and calponin homology domain containing 1 (gene LRCH1). Gene Ontology annotation, molecular function: protein binding. The record is from RefSeq and is a predicted model, not a curated record. NCBI's taxonomy places the organism in Eukaryota, Metazoa, Chordata, Aves, Passeriformes, Passerellidae. The transcript has 22 exons. Bases 116 to 2464 code for a protein of 782 amino acids.